AUGAGGGCGAGUUCGGGCGGGUGUGGUACCGCAUCCUCCGUGGUGAUCGUGUAUGUGGAGGACGUCAACGACGAGGCCCCCGUGUUCACACAGCAGCAGUACAGCCGCCUGGGGCUUCGAGAGACCGCGGGCAUCGGCACGUCUGUCAUUGUCGUCCGAGCCACCGACCGAGACACUGGGGAUGGCGGCCUGGUGAACUACCGCAUCCUGUCGGGCGCAGAGGGGAAGUUCGAGAUUGACGAGAGCACGGGGCUUAUCAUCACCGUGGACUACCUGGACUACGAGACCAAGACCAGCUACCUGAUGAACGUGUCUGCCACCGACCAGGCCCCCCCCUUCAACCAGGGCUUCUGCAGCGUCUACAUCACCCUGCUCAACGAGCUGGACGAGGCCGUGCAGUUCUCCAACGCCUCCUACGAGGCCGCCAUCCUGGAGAACCUGGCCCUGGGCGCCGAGGUCGUGCGGGUCCAGGCCUACUCCAUCGACAACCUCAACCAGAUCACCUACCGCUUCGACGCCUACACCAGCGCCCAGGCCAAAGCCCUCUUCAAGAUAGAUGCGGUCACGGGUGUGAUCACAGUCAAGGGCCUGGUGGACCGUGAGAAGGGUGACUUCUACACUUUGACAGUGGUGGCAGACGAUGGCGGCCCCAAGGUGGACUCCACUGUGGUCUACAUCACUGUGCUGGACGAGAAUGACAACAGCCCCCGGUUUGACUUCACCUCCGACUCAGCAGUCAGUGUACUGGAGGACUGCCCUGUGGGCCAGCGAGUGGCUACGGUCAAGGCCCGGGACCCUGAUGCUGGCAGCAAUGGGCAGGUGGUUUUCUCCCUGGCCUCUGGCAACAUCGCUGGGGCCUUUGACAUCGUCACUACCAACGACUCCAUUGGGGAAGUGUUUGUGGCCAGGCCCCUGGACAGAGAAGAGCUCGACCGCUAUAUCCUCAAGGUUGUGGCUUCCGACCGUGGCACCCCUCCGCGGAAGAAGGACCACAUCCUGCAGGUGACCAUCCUGGACGUCAAUGACAACCCUCCGGUGAUCGAGAGCCUCUUUGGAUACAAUGUCAGCGUCAACGAGAACGUGGGCGGAGGCACUGCUGUGGUCCAGGUGAGGGCCACCGACCGUGACAUUGGGAUCAACAGUGUCCUGUCCUACUACAUCACCGAGGGCAAUGAGGACAUGACCUUCCGCAUGGACCGCAUCAGCGGUGAGAUCGCCACGCGGCCCGCCCCGCCCGACCGCGAGCGCCAGAGCUUCUACCACCUGGUGGUCACUGUGGAGGACGAGGGCACCCCCACCCUGUCGGUGAGUGACAGGGGUGGCCGCAGGGAGGGGAGGGCGGGCCCGGGCAGCUCUGGCUCUGUGCGAGGGAAGCGAGAUGGGCGGAGUGGAACUCCCCGCGGCCGGGGAUCCUUGACUGCUCCCACGUGGGGCCUUUACCCCGUGAGCCCUCGCGUGCCUGUGGAGGGCCCGUGGAGUGCAAAGCUGGUGCUCCUUCACCCGGCACGUCAGGGUGGGAAGAAACUGACGUCCGUGAUUCAGGCCGAUGCUCGAAUGAACAAGGCAGCGCUCCAGGUUUGCAAGGUUGGAGAAGCGGGUGUGGGCCUCAGCGGCUGGGCACUGGAGGUAGAGGACAACAGUGUGGUCCAUGGGCCUGAAGAGACGCAGUUGAGUAAGGAAAAUGAUGAGGACAUCCAUGUGGUCAUGAGUAUCCCCAAGGACAGAGCCAAGGGCCAUGCCAGAGGGGACCAGAGCAGGGCCCUUCUCCGUCAUUUCCUGAGAGCUGGACUUUGCCGCAAACAGCCUGGGCUGCCUCCACCCAGCCUCAGCCCGUAUCACACGGGCUCUGAACAGCUGUGCUACAAGGGCAUCCGGGCCAGCCCCAGGCCCUCCACACAAUGCUCCCUCAGUGAAUGUUCCCCUGGUCCCCAGCACAGCCGGGCCAGCCCUGGAGUGCUCCACCUGCCACCGGGAAGGCCUCUUCUAGCACCCGUGACGAAGGCCAUGCAUCAGCUCCUCUGCCCAGGCCCUGAGCUGCUGCGCGUAGCGGAGCUCUGGCCAGGCAGGAGUCUGAGAAGCAGGUUCCGCUGCUCCCGCAAGCCCACCUAG
This is a messenger RNA of Lemur catta (Ring-tailed lemur), 2109 nucleotides long. Its product is annotated as cadherin-23-like. Gene Ontology annotation, biological process: homophilic cell-cell adhesion. Lineage: Eukaryota; Metazoa; Chordata; Mammalia; Primates; Lemuridae. Gene Ontology annotation, molecular function: calcium ion binding. The record is from RefSeq and is a predicted model, not a curated record. Bases 1 to 2109 code for a protein of 702 amino acids. The transcript is spliced from 14 exons. Gene Ontology annotation, cellular component: plasma membrane.